AAUUAAUCAAAUGAAUUCAAGUGUUAGAUAGCCAUUAUCAUUACAUAAUUCAAUAGAUAAGAGAGAAAAUAGACCAGAAACAAAGUAGGAUACAAAAUCAUACUCAUUUAUAAAACCAAAUAUAUCUAAUCCUUAAAUAUUGUAAACUUAAUUACCUCCUUAAUCUCCAAUGGCGAUUACUUAAUAGGUUUCUAAAUAAUAAUAGAAGCCUAAUUGUUCAAUUUAAGAUUUGGAGACAUUUAUUAAGGAAAUAGAUAGAUUGCAAUUAGAGAAUUAAAAAUUGAAAGAAAAGUCUUAAGAAUCAAAAGUAAUAGUAUAAUAAGAUCCAAAAUUACAAGUAGAGAAUUAGGAACUUAAAGUAAAUAGUUAGAAUGAAAUUUUAGGAUUAAUUAGAUUUUCAUAAACAUAAAUGUGAAUUAUAAGAAAAGAGUCAUAAUGAUGCAGUAAGAUAGAUAGAUUUAAGUUGGAAAUAAGAUAUAGCUAAUUUAAAGUAUUAGAUGGAGUAAUAGGAAUAAAAACAUAGAUAAGCUUUAAGAUAAGAAUAAUAAUAAGCAAAAUAGGAAAUUGCAAGACUUUAAUAGAAUUUAUCAUAGAUUUCAAGUUCAGAUAAUAAGAACUAAAGUCUUGUUUAAUCUUUGGUAAGAAUAUAUAUUAAAUUUAGGAAACUCAAUUAAUAAAUUUGAAGAAGAAUAAUAAUGUUUUGGAAGAGAAAUUAUCAUAUGCUAUAUAAUAAUUUGAUUGUCAAUCAAAGGAUUAGGAAUUUACAUUAUUAAAAUAAUAGGCUGUGAUUGGUUCUUAGGAAUAACAUGUUAUGGAAUUGAAGAGUAAAUUAACUUAAUCUAGAGAAUAAAAUUAAUAAAUUAAUUAAUAGCUUAAUAAAUAUAAGGAUGUUGCAGAUUCUAAGACAUUAAGUGAGAAUAUUUUAUAAAAUAAAUUGAAGUUAAUUGAAAGUGAUUUUGAACACUUAUCAUAAACUUAUAAUGAACAUAGAGAUUCAUUAUAAUAAAAGAUAAGUGAAUUGACUUCUAUGUAUGGAAAAUCGUAAGAAUAGAUUAAUCUUUUAUAAUAAUAAUAAAUUAAGGAAUAGAAUUAAAUUAAGAAAUUAUAAACAUCAUUAGAAAAUUAAGAAAAGAAUCAUUAAAUUGAAAUAAAUGAUAUUCAUAAACAAAAAUAAAUGUUGAUUCAAUUUUUAGAGUAAGAAUUGCUAGGUUAUAAAGAAUAGAAUCAAUAAUUAAAAUUAAUGAAUUAAAAAUUAGAGACUUCUUAUAAAGAGAAUUAAUAAUCUUAUUAGUAAAAUUUUAGAGAAUUGGAAUGCAAAACUAAUAUGUUAGGAGAUGAAUGUACUAGACUUAAUAAUAUAAUUAAAUAAAAAGAUGAAUAACUUUAUAGACUUUAAGUAUAAUUAAAAGAUUUGUAAAAUUUAAAUGGAAAAAAUUAAUCUUAAGAAUAGAUUUUAGAAACUUUAUAGAUAAAGGAAGGAGAGAUUAAUAUUUUAAAACAAUAGAAUGAUAGUUUAAUAAGUGAUUUAUCAAGAUAAGCUGAGAAUUAUAGAAAUUUAAUAUAAUAGCAUAAAUAAUUAUAAAAAUAUUCAGAAGAAGUAAAGAUUAAUAGUAUUACAAUAAAUGAAUUUUAAAGUAAAUGUGAAUUAUAAGAUAAGGAGAUAGAAAGAUUACGUUAGAAAGUGUUAGAGAAAUCUUAAUAAUUGGAAAAAGUAUAAAAAGAAAAUUUGGAAUACUAAGCUAAAUUAAAAUCAAAGUUAAGAUGA
Molecule: messenger RNA, 1765 nt
Organism: Paramecium sonneborni
Lineage: Eukaryota; Ciliophora; Oligohymenophorea; Peniculida; Parameciidae
Source: the annotation of a GenBank genome assembly